AUGAACUCAAUAGUUCUGAUAUUUUUUCUGUUAAAUUUACAAUGUGCAUCCGGGAAAAAGAAUGUGUUAUUCAUUGUUGCAGACGAUCUUAGACCGGAUAUCGGUGUCUAUAGAAAGAAUUACCAGACUCAGAUUUACACGCCUAAUUUGGACAGCUUAGCAUCGAAAAGUUUACUUUUAAAAAAGGCAUAUGUUCAACAAGCAUUCUGCUCUCCUAGUCGCACAUCUUUCCUCACAGGUCGCAGACCAGAUACAACUCACGUCUACGACCUGAAACGUUAUUUUCGCGACGUUGGUGGAAAUUUUACAACGAUUCCUCAGUAUUUCAAGGAGAAUGGCUACCGAACAAUCGGAAUGGGUAAAAUUUUUCAUCCUGGAAUUCGUGCUUCUAGUAACGACGAUCCCAUUUCAUGGACAGAGCCGUAUUUCCACGUCGAAGAUAUUGAACAAUACGAAACCAAGAACGUCAGUUGGCGCUCAGUUCCAAAAAGUGAAUAUCAAAAUUUGUCUUUACCAGAUUCGAAACUUGCAGAUCAUGCCAUCGAAGUGUUACGAUACAUUGGUCCAGCAAGUCGCUUGGACGACAAACCAUUCUUUGUGGCCAUAGGAUUCAAUAAACCACAUCUUCCUUUUGUUUUUCCGGAGGAGUUUCUAACCUUUUAUCAAAAUGAUAGUAUCCAUAUACCCAAUAAUGGUUUUAUACCACAAGGCAUGCCUUACAUUGCGUGGCAUAAAUACUGGGAACUGAUGAAUUAUAGAGAUAUCAAAUCUUUAAAUGUUACUGGAAAUCCAAACACCACUAUCCCUAUUCAUGUGAUACAAGACUUGACCCGGGCAUACUACACUUCAGUAUCUUACAUUGAUUUUGAGAUCGGAAGAAUCCUUCAGGAAUUGGAUGAUCUGGGAUUAAGUAACAAUACCAUCGUGUCUUUCAUUGGUGAUCAUGGUUAUCAGCUAGGUGAACAUGGAGAAUGGUGUAAACACACGAACUUUGAGGAAUCCAUCCAUGCUCCGAUGAUGAUACGAAUUCCCGGCAGAACAGAUAAUGGUGUUGUAUCAAACAGACUUAAAUCUUUUCUAUAUAUAGCAGUGUCUCAAGAGAACCUUCUUAGGUUGACCGAUAAGGGCAUUGUUACUGAGAAACUGACGGAGUUUGUGGACCUCUUUCCUACUUUGGUAGAAGCUGCUGGUCUACAGCAAAUGGAUAUUUGUCCGGAAGAUUCGUCGAAAAUAGCACUCUGCAGAGAGGGAACGAGUUUAAUGCCACUUAUACGCAACCCGUCUCUAUCUUGGAAGCCUGCAGUAUUUUCACAAUAUCCAAGAUAUCAAAACAAAACUCAUAUUAUGGGUUAUACCAUAAGAACUGAUCGUUUUAGAUAUACAGAGUGGCCAGAGUUUACCGGACCCCCCAACUAUAAACCAGUAUGGACAAAUCUGUUUGGUACUGAACUAUACGAUCAUGUAACCGAUCCCGAAGAAAAUUACAGUCGUGCAAAUGAUCCUUCCUAUGCUCAAAUCAGGACAGAAUUGAGUGCUCGAUUACAUUCUGGAUGGCGUAACAGCCAGCCGUCUAUUUCCUAA
Messenger RNA from Lottia gigantea (owl limpet), 1581 nucleotides. RefSeq lists its product as hypothetical. Lineage: Eukaryota; Metazoa; Mollusca; Gastropoda; Lottiidae. The record is from RefSeq and is a predicted model, not a curated record. Gene Ontology annotation, molecular function: iduronate-2-sulfatase activity. Bases 1 to 1581 code for a protein of 526 amino acids. The transcript is spliced from 3 exons.